CUGGGGUUAGGGUUUAUGUCGUUAAACCCCACUUCUUCGCCUGGCUGGCUGUGAGCUCUUCCUCACUUGGUCGAGGCUGGUUUCGCCGGAGUUGGCUCUUCCGUCCUCGGAAAGCGUUUGAUCCGAAGCAAAGCAUUUCAAAGGUUCAAAGUAUCAAUGGCAUCUUCUCUCUCGAGGAAACUGGCUGGUGUGGUGUUUUCAAGGUAUAGAGGAAAUUCCUUAGUGCCAAAUCCGUGUUCUGUUGCUGCCUUCUGCACCAAAAGCCUGUCCUCUACUGAAACUGAGUCAGAUUCUGACUCUGUGUCAGAAUCACCAAAUAUCCCAGAAGAAUCUUCUCCGUUGCUGCAGCAGCAGCCUAAGUCAGAGAGGCUCCUUGAAAAUGGCUUGGACCCUGGCAUUUACAAGGCAAUACUGAUUGGUCAGGUGGGGCAAGCUCCUAUGCAGAAGAAACUGAGGAAUGGAAAUGUUGUAACUCUGGUUUCCCUGGGAACUGGGGGUAUUCGAAACAAUAGGAGGCCUUUGGAUAAUGAAGAGCCUAAGGACUAUGCAAAUCGCUGUGCAGUGCAGUGGCAUAGGGUCUCAAUUUAUCCGGAAAAGUUGGGGGAGCUUGCAAUGAAGACUCUAAUACCUGGUUCUAUCUUGUAUGUGGAAGGAAAUCUAGAGACAAAACUCUUCAAUGAUCCCUUAACUGGUCUUGCUCGACGGAUUCGAGAGGUUACCGUGCGCCGUAAUGGCAGGAUUUUGUUUCUUGGAAAUGGAGCUGAAACUGAGCCGCUGGCUAGAGCUGAUGCCAGUCGCGUUGGCUAUUACUGAGACAGAUAAUCAUGUGGCUCUCAACAUGCAAGGGGACUGGUCUGCUGAUAUAACUUAUGGCCAUGCAGCCAUAAAUGAUUUAGUGCAAGGUAAGACUUGAUUACAACCAAUUUCCAAGAGGUGGCAAUAUAACUGGAUCCUCGGUCUCAACGCAUAAAUCCCCGACUUGGGCUGAACAUCAAGUUGUAACCUGUUAAUUAUUAGUGCCUCUCUAACUUUUGUACCCUGGUUGUGCUAUGUUACUCACUUUGAGAAUUAUAAA
Molecule: messenger RNA, 1075 nt
Organism: Andrographis paniculata
Lineage: Eukaryota; Viridiplantae; Streptophyta; Magnoliopsida; Lamiales; Acanthaceae
Product: single-stranded DNA-binding protein, mitochondrial
Exons: 3
Coding region: 157-813 (218 amino acids)
Biological process (GO): mitochondrial DNA replication; positive regulation of helicase activity
Cellular component (GO): mitochondrial nucleoid
Molecular function (GO): single-stranded DNA binding
Source: RefSeq, a predicted model, not a curated record